This is a messenger RNA of Bactrocera neohumeralis, 1097 nucleotides long. RefSeq names its product E3 SUMO-protein ligase ZBED1-like. The transcript is spliced from 2 exons. The coding region runs from base 123 to 1070 and encodes 315 amino acids. The record is from RefSeq and is a predicted model, not a curated record. NCBI's taxonomy places the organism in Eukaryota, Metazoa, Arthropoda, Insecta, Diptera, Tephritidae. Gene Ontology annotation, molecular function: protein dimerization activity.
GUUUGUGUAGUAACAGACAAUGACGCCACAAUGAAAAAAGCUUGUGAGCUGCUUAAAAUCAUGCAUAUUCCCUGUUUUGCACAUACGAUAAAUUUAUUAGUGCAAGAUGUGCUAAAGCUGCCAUGCGUUUCCGAAAUUAUUGUGAAGUGCAAGCGCACAGUCGCUUUUUUAAAGCGAGCAAUAUAGCUUAUGCUAAAUUCAAGGAAGAGCAAGGCGUUAAUAAGCCGUACAGUUUGAUCCAGGAGGUUCCUACGCGUUGGAAUAGUGCUCUCUUUAUGAUGCAGCGUAUUUUGGAGACAAAUGAAGCAAUCUCGAGAGUUCUUUUGAAAACCCCAAAGUCUUUACCGCCGUUUACUGCAGACGAAAUAACACUCAUAAAGGAACUGGUUGAGAUACUUAAUCCAUUUCAGGAUGCAACCGUAUCCGUUUCUGCAGACACAAAAGUGACUAUAUCACUUAUCAUUCCAACAUGCUGUGAGCUGCGCAAACAAAUAUUUGAAAUGAACUCUUUCAUAUCUCCAGAGGCUAAACUAGUCGUCGACUACCUAAGGGUCCGAAUGGCAGAGAGAUUUUCACAGUACGAGGAGCGUACCGCGACAAGGCUUGCAACCAUUUUGGACCCACGGUUCAAAAAGGAUGGAUUCCUGCAGCCAUCAAAUGCUGAGCAGGCUAAAAAAGCCUUAGAGUUAGAAGUCUCCACAUUUUUGUCAAAAACAACACCACGUCCACAGCCAACACCACCACAGCCCAAACGCUUUUCCUUCAUGAGUCAAAAGCUGGAGGAUAAAGUAAAAUCAAAUAAAGCUGACGCCAUAAUUCUUUUGCGCCAAUAUUUUGAAACGGCGCAUGAAGCUGAAGAAGUCAAUCCACUUGACUAUUGGAAGGAGCAUACAAAGGAUACGACAGCUUUAGCAAUAUUAUCAAAGAAGUAUUUUUGCGUACCAGCGUCUUCCUGCGCUUCUGAACGAGCGUUCAGCAAAGCUGGACAAAUUGUAUCGGACAGGAGAUGCGCUUUAAAAUCGAAUAUAGUAGAUAAGCUACUUUUUCUCAACAAAAAUCAAAAACAAUGAUCUCUUAAUAAAUUUGUUAAGUUUUAA